UAAUAUUUAACCUAUACAAAAUUUUUCUCUAGAAAUAUAUACAUACGUAGUAUUUAAGAUUUAUUGUACAUAAAACUUAAGUUCAAAUAACAGUUGUUUUAUAUUCGGAAAUUUUAUUUUAAUAAUAAUAUUCGUUCAAUUUAUUUCCAGUAUUGCAUUUUAUCAGUUAUUGCAUUAUUUACUGUAAUUGAUAAAAUGGCAGCUGUGAAUUUUAAAACAUUAAAAGAGGAGGAGAUUAUUAAAUUCUUCAAUUCUUUUGACACUGUUCUCACAGAUUGUGAUGGUGUUUUAUGGAUGCAUAUGACACCUUUGAAAAAUGCAUCCACUGUAAUAAGUAAGCUCCAUGCUUUGGGGAAUAGAGUCUUUUAUAUUACCAAUAAUAGUACAAAAACAUUAGAAGAGUUUAUGGAUAAAUGUAAAAUAUUGGAAUUUGAAGUUUCAAAAGAUAAUAUUUUAUGUACUGCAAAUCUUUCUGCUAAAUAUCUACAUAAGUUAGGUUUUUCUAAGAAAGCUUAUGUCAUUGGCUCUGAAGCAAUAACGAAAGAAUUAGAAAAAGUUGGUAUUUCACAUUACGGAGUAGGACCAGAUGUUAUUAAUCCAGAUAUAUCAUGUUCAUAUACAGUAUUUAAUAAGGAUCCUGAAGUUGGAGCUGUAAUUGUAGGAUUUGAUGAACAUUUUAGUUAUCCAAAAAUGGUUAAAGCAGUAACAUAUUUAAAUGAUCCAAAUGUACAUUUUAUUGGAACAAAUACUGAUGAAAGAUUUCAACUUGCACAAAGCAUUGUUAUACCUGGUACAGGAAGCUUAAUUCGUUGUAUAGAAAGUUGUACAGAAAGAAAAGCUCUUAUAAUGGGCAAACCUGAACCUUAUAUAGCUAAUAUUUUAAAGGAGAGAUAUAAUGUAAAUCCUGCAAGAACUCUUAUGAUAGGCGACAGAUGUAAUACUGAUAUUUUGCUUGGUACUAGAUAUGGUUUUAAAACAUUGCUUGUCUUAACAGGAGUUACCAAUUUACAACAAGUAGAACAGUGGAAACAAUCAAAUAAACCAGAACAAAAAGAACUUGUUCCUGACUACUAUAUUGAUGCAUUAGGAGAUCUUUUAUAUUAUAUAGAAUUAUUUACAUCUAAAUCAAAAAAAAAAAUAUUAAUUUAGAAACUGCUAAAAUUUAAAUAUAAUUUGUCAACAUACUUUAAUUUUUGAUAUAAAACAUUUAUAAUAUAAACAUCAUUUUUUCUACCAAAAAAAAAUGUUAAAUGGAAUGAUUAUUUAAAGUUAAAAAAAAUUUAUAUAUAUAUAUUUGUUAGUAUCAUGUAAUCAGUUUAAAAAUAGAUCAUCUAACCUAGUCUUUAAGAAAAGAAUUUUUUUUUCUUUGAAAGAAAAUAGAUAAAGUUAUAAUGUUAAAAAUAUUAAAACAUUCAACCAGUACUCUGUUACAAAUUAAACACGGUAUAAUUUUUUAUAUAUUUAUACUAAUUUUUUAUUAUUACGAGAAAUUUUUGAAGUUUAUCAGUUUUAAUGAACAAUAAAAAUCAAAACUAUGUAGAGUUAUAAUCAAUCAGAACAUUAUGUAAGUUAAGAAUAAAGUGCCAUCUAUAACGAGUACGGAUACGAUAGUUAAGAGUCUAUUAUUUCGUUGAUAUAUAGUAUGAUAUAGUUAUUACACGUUAUAUGCAAAUAACUGCUUUUCAAUGGAAUGUAUUCAAUGUUAAUAUAUAUAUCAUGAUUACAUAACGUUGCACAGUCAAGGCUAUUUUGCUAAUGCUCGCCAUGCAGUCGAGCAAUGUAGUGCUAGCUAUUAGGAUUUAAUAUUUCAGUUUACUCUAGUAAAAAUUUUCUUAUAAAAGUCAUAUGAAUCUACGCAAUAGAAAUCAAUUUCAUUCCAUCUAAAUAUCAAAAUAUAGGUGUAUUCAUAAUGUCGACAAAACAAUUGACAUCGAUAUCCAAAGA
Vespula vulgaris is the source of this 1944-nucleotide messenger RNA. RefSeq names its product glycerol-3-phosphate phosphatase-like. Gene Ontology annotation, cellular component: cytoplasm. The record is from RefSeq and is a predicted model, not a curated record. Gene Ontology annotation, molecular function: phosphatase activity. The coding region runs from base 196 to 1149 and encodes 317 amino acids. Lineage: Eukaryota; Metazoa; Arthropoda; Insecta; Hymenoptera; Vespidae. The transcript is spliced from 5 exons.